Messenger RNA from Bursaphelenchus okinawaensis, 2151 nucleotides. NCBI's taxonomy places the organism in Eukaryota, Metazoa, Nematoda, Chromadorea, Rhabditida, Aphelenchoididae. The record is from the annotation of a GenBank genome assembly.
AUGUGCGGUAUACUAGGCAUUUUACUGGGUGAAAACACGCCAUCUGGUGAUAUUGGAGCGUGGGCUGUUGAUGGACUAACUAAGUUACAGCAUAGGUAUGUUGUUCUUAUAUUAUUGAUAUUACAAAGUGUUAAAAAAGAUAUCAAAACAAUAAAAAAAGUUUUGGAAAUGUUGUGAAAGGAGCACAAAAUUAGUUCUAGCAAAAUUAUAUUGUAGGGUAGGGUAUGGUAGAACAAAAAAAUUUAAAAAUUUUUAAAUAUUUUGUUACAGAGGAGUUGUAUUGUAAAAUAAUUUGUUAUACAAGUGUUGCACUAUAAGAUUGUUUUCAGAGGCACAGAGAGUUCAGGACUAGUUGGUACCGAUGGUAAAGAACAAAACCAUUUUGAAAUUGUAAAAGGGCAUGGAUUGGUUAGAGAUGUGUAUAACUCUGAAAACUUGGCCAAAUUUAAUGGUAUGUUCAAUUGAAAACCGCGUUUUAAGAAAUUUUUAAGUUAGCGUAAGGCUAAGUUAGAGCUAAGGUAGAAUACAGUUAGAUAAGAUAUAAGUUUUUAUAUAAGAUAAAUAUAACUUUAUAUACUUCAGAUUGCGUAGCAAUAAUUGGCCAUAACCGCUACUCUACAGCUGGUAUGAAAGCGGCCAUAAAUUGCGUCCAACCCUUCCUUCUUCACACCACAGUAGGCUUAAUAGCCAUCGCUCACAAUGGAGAACUGGUUAACGCACAAAAAAGACGAGCAGUCGUUCUCCGCGAAGGUAUUGGCUUAUCGACCGACACGGACAGUGAACUGAUUGGCCAAAUGAUCUCAAAGACAAUAGCACAAAACAUGAAAUGCCGAUCCGGCCGGGCCAAGGGCGACAUCUCACGAGAACUGUCGGCCACAAUGUCUGCUAUGGAUUUGUCAUACUCGUUGUUGGUUAUGACAUACGAUAGGAUUUAUGCACUCAGAGAUCCGUAUGGUAAUCGGCCGUUGUGUAUUGGAACGUUGAAGGCUGGGGACUCGGAUAUUGGCUAUAUUGCGGCUUCGGAAUCUUGUGCUUUUCCACAAUGGGCUGAAUUUCAUUGUGAAGUUGAGCCUGGAGAGAUGGUAGAGAUUAGUGCUACUGGAGUGAAGUCUGUUUGGCAGGUAGGGUGUUAUAGUACAAGCUUAUAGUUCACGAUCUAGCCCUAGCUCCCACUCUAACUCUAAUUUUAGCUCUAGCUCUAGCUCUAGUUCUAGCUCUAGCCCUAGCUUUCUAUAAAAUAAUUUACAUUGUUGUAGAUGGUACCCCGAACAAGCUCAUUCUGUAUUUUUGAGUACGUGUACUUCUCCAGAGCCGACUCAUAUUUAGAAGGUCAACAAGUAUAUGCCGUGCGGAAAGAAUGCGGUAAAAUUUUGGCUCAAGAAUCCUAUGUAGACGCUGAUCUUGUAAGCACAGUGCCGGAUUCGGCUACUGCUGCCAGCAUUGGAUUUGCUGAUGAGGUAAGGGUUUUUAUAAUUUAAAAAAUUAAAAAUGGCAAGAACUUUCUUUACAAAACAAAAAAUGGCAAGGACUUUCUUUACAAAACAAAAAAUGACAAGAACUUUCUUUACAACACAAAAAAUGGUAAGAACUUUCUUUACAACACAAAAAAUGGUAAGAACUUUUUUUACAACAUAAAAAAUCUUUCCAAAAUACAAAAUGCAAAUUUAGAGUGGAAUCCGUUACGAACAAAUCCUUCAACGUAACACCUAUGUUGGUCGAUCCUUCAUCCAACCCACCUCCAAACUGCGACAAUCGGCGGUCGAAAAGAAGUUCGGCGUGAAUCGAGAAGCCAUAAAAGGCAAAAGAGUCAUCCUCAUCGACGACUCCAUCGUUCGCGGCAACACCAUGGCCACGAUCGUCCGCCUACUCAAAGAAUACGGCGCUACUGAAGUCCACCUUCGUAUAGCAUCGCCGCCACUCCGACACGCUUGUUAUAUGGGUAUCAACAUACCAUCGACUAAGGAAUUGAUUGCUUCGAAUCGAACGGUCGAUCAAAUUUGUGACCUUUUGGGGGCAGAUUCAGUCAAAUAUUUGAGUGUGGAAGGGUUGAAACAGGCAGUACAAUCUGGAUUGAGAUCAAGGAAUGCCAAAAGCAUUGGGCAUUGCACGGCGUGUCUAACUGGAGAUUAUCCUAUUCCUAUCGAGUUUUGA